GUCAUCUAGUGUAAUUAUAGAGAACCGGAUUGAUCGAUUACCUUUUUUUAUGAGCAAAGUUUGAUUGAAAGAAGCUGGAUAGCACAGCAGAAUGGAACUUUGUUCUCCCUCUACAAGACUUUAUCAAGCAAGAGCACAAUCCAAGGAGCACAUUAGGUUGACAGCUACGCUUGGUCUUUCUGUGUGCGUGGAGUGCCUAUGGCGGAGUUUGGAGAGAACGACGGCUCAUCUCCAUCGAAUACUGGGGAUUCGGUGGCUUUGCCCUGUGAUCAAACAGACGGGAAGACGCAGUGCGAAGUAUCCGUCUUCAAUGGGGACUGUGGGAUACCGGCAAACAUGGUUGGAUCAGAAACGUUACCUGACAGCCCAGGGCUUGAAACAGCCAACAACUCCUCUGUCGGAUUGGAUUCCAAAUCUGGAAUACCACGCAGGAGCAGCAUUAUAAAGGAUGGCUCGAGGCUGCGCAAAGAGAGGAAGAAGACGGUAUCGUUCAGCAGCAUGCCCACUGAGAAGAAGAUCAGCAGUGCGAGCGACUGCAUCAACGCCAUGGUGGACGGCUCUGAACUGAAGAAGGUCCGCUCCAACUCCCGCGUGUACCACCGCUACUUCCUCCUGGACGCCGACAUGCAGUCUCUAAGGUGGGAACCCUCCAAAAAAGAGUCAGAGAAAGCCAAAAUUGAUGUCAAGUUCAUCAAAGAGGUGCGGACAGGGAAAAACACCGAAACGUUUAGGACCAACGGAAUAUAUGAUCAGAUAUCAGAGGACUGUGCCUUCUCCAUCAUCUAUGGGGAGAACUAUGAGUCUUUGGACUUGGUUGCAAACUCUGCCGAUAUGGCCAACAUAUGGGUGACCGGGCUUAGAUACCUGAUAUCCUAUGGGAAACACACACUGAAUAUGAUUGAGAGCAACCAGAACAACAUGCGCUCCUCCUGGCUUGGGGACCUCUUUGAGGAGGCUGAUGCCAACAACAGCAAGCACAUCAGUCUAUGUGCUGCCGUGCAGCUAAUUAAAAACCUAAACCCUGGACUCAAAAACAUUAAGAUUGAACUCAAGUUCAAGGAGUUUCACAAAUCUAAAGAUAAGGUGGGAUGUGGUGUGACUAAGGAGGAGUUCAUUGAAGUCUUUCAUGACCUUUGCACAAGACCAGAAAUGUAUUUCCUUCUUGUCCAGUUCUCGAGCAACAAGGAAUUUCUAGAUACCAAGGACUUAACUAUGUUUCUGGAGGCUGAGCAGGGUAUGGCACAAGUAAGUGAAGACACCAGUCUGGAGGUCAUUCAGAGUUAUGAACCUUCCAAAGAGGGGCAACUCAAGGGCUGGCUCUCCCUUGAUGGGUUUACCAAUUAUCUCAUGUCGCCAGAGUGCCACAUAUUUGACCCGGAACAAAAAACAGUGUGUCAGGACAUGAACCAGCCCUUGUCCCACUAUUACAUCAACGCUUCCCACAACACAUACCUGAUCGAGGAUCAGUUUAGAGGCCCCUCUGACAUUACAGGGUACAUCCGUGCCCUCAAGAUGGGCUGUCGAAGUGUAGAACUAGAUGUCUGGGAUGGACCAGAUAAUGAGCCUGUCAUUUACACUGGCCACACAAUGACCUCGCAGAUAGUCUUCUGCAGUGUCUGUGACGUCAUCAACAAAUAUGCCUUUGUUGCAUCUGACUUUCCCCUGAUAUUGUGUCUGGAGAACCACUGCUCCUUAAAACAGCAGAGGGUCAUGUUUCAGCAAUUGAAAAAGAUUCUUGGUGACAAGAUUUACAUGAUUCCACCUUCACCUGAAGACAGCUACCUGCCCUCACCCUUUGACCUCAAGUGUAAGAUCCUGCUGAAGGGGAAGAAGCUGGGCACAACCUGCAUUAGCUCGGAGGGUGAAGUGACUGAUGAGGAUGAGGGGGCUGAGAUGUCACAAAGAAUGAACAUUGAAGCCGACGAACAGCAGAGCAUCCCACUGAAAAAGUUCCAGCUGUCCAAGGACCUCUCUGACCUGGUAACGUUGUGUAAAUCGAUUGCGUUCAAAGACUUCCCAACAGCUUUCCAAAGCCAGAAGCACUGGGAACUUUGCUCGUUCAAUGAGGUCUUUGCCAGUCGCUGUGCCAAUGACUUUCCAGGCGACUUUGUUAACUACAACAAGAAGUUAUUGGCGAGAGUCUACCCCAGCCCAAUGCGGAUCGACUCUAGUAACAUGAACCCUCAGGACUUCUGGAAGUGUGGUUGCCAGAUCGUGGCAAUGAACUACCAGACCCCCGGCCUGAUGAUGGACUUAAACAUUGGCUGGUUCCGUCAGAAUGGGAACUGUGGGUAUGUGCUGCGACCAGCCAUAAUGAGGGAGCAGGUGUCAUAUUUCAGUGCCAACACUAAAGACUCAGUACCUGGUGUGUCUCCUCAGCUCUUGCACAUAAAGAUCAUAAGUGGACAAAACUUCCCCAAACCCAAAGGCUCAGGCUCCAAAGGAGAUGUUGUUGACCCUUAUGUCUAUGUGGAGAUACAUGGCAUCCCUGCUGAUUGUGCAGAGCAAAGGACUAAAACUGUCAAUCAGAAUGGGGAGAACCCACUGUUUGAUGAAAGCUUUGAGUUUCAGAUAAACCUACCUGAGUUGGCCAUGGUGCGCUUCGUGGUGCUUGAUGAUGACUACAUUGGCGACGAGUUCAUCGGCCAGUACACAAUCCCCUUCGAGUGUCUCCAGCCGGGAUUCCGGCACAUACCGUUACAAUCGCUAACGGGGGAAGUCCUUCCCCACGCCUGGCUAUUCGUCCAUGUGGCCAUCACCAACCGAAGGGGCGGGGGCAAGCCUCACAAGAGGGGACUCUCUGUGCGUAAGGGCAAGAGAAGUCGGGAGUACGCCACCAUGAGAGUGCUGGUCAUCAAGGCUGUGGACGACAUCUUCAAGACAGCCAUACUGCCACUGAGGGAAGCCACCGACCUCAGAGAAAACAUGCAGAAUGCCAUAGUGCCCUUCAAGGAACUGUGUGGCCUCUCGGCAGUGGCCAACCUGAAGCAGUGCAUCCUGGCCCUGUCCUCCCGGCUGACUGGGGCUGACAACAACCCCCUCCUAGUGUUCAACCUCAAGGACCAGUACCCCACCAUGGAGCCCCAGGGCCUGCUACCAGAUGUCCUGAAGAAGGUGGUCACUGCCUAUGACAUGAUGAUCCAGACCAGCAAGACUCUGCUGGAGAACUCCGAGGGAGCCUACGACCGAAUACUACUAACCCAGAAAGCAGCGAUGGAGUUCCAUGAGAACCUCCAUGACAUGGCGGUGAAGGAGGGCCUGAAGGGCAGGAAGCUGGCCAAGGCUGUGGAGAGCUUCACCUGGAACAUAACCAUCCUCAAGGGCCAGGCGGACCUGCUGAAGCACGCAAAGAGUGAAGUCCAGGAGAACCUGAAGCAGAUCCACUACGCCGCCCUCACCUGUAAACUCAGUAAGGACGGGCCAUCAGGGAGCACGGCAGGCUCCGAGUCCAGGACCCGACCACGCAGCCUGGACGCCAUCCCCGAGAAAGCCACGGGGGAGGACGAGCUCUCUGAGGAGGACAACUGAAGGCUUACGCCCUAAACCCUUCAUACCUUCAAGCCCCUUGCCCUACCCUAGUGGCACUCAUACCCCCAAGCACCUUUCCCUACCCUAGUGGCACUCAUACCUCCAAGCACCUUUCCCUACCCUAGUGGCACUCAUACCCCCAAGCACCUUUCCCUACCCUAGUGGCACUCAUACCCCCAAGCACCUUUCCCUACCCUAGUGGCACUCAUACCCCCAAGCACCUUUCCCUACCCUAGUGGCACUCAUACCCCCAAGCACCUUUCCCUACCCUAGUGGCACUCAUACCCCCAAGCACCUUUCCCUACCCUAGUGGCACUCAUACCCCAAAGCACCUUUCCCUACCCUAGUGGAACUCAUACCCCCAAGCACCUUUCCCUACCCUAGUGGCACUCAUACCACCAAGCACCUUUCCCUACCCUAGUGGCACUCAUACCACCAAGCACCUUUCCCUACCCUAGUGGCACUCAUACCCCCAAGCACCUUGCCCUACCCUAGUGGAACUCAUACCCCCAAGCAUCUUGCCCUACCCUAGUGGCACUCAUACCUCCAAGCACCUUUCCCUACCCUAGUGGCACUCAUACCCCCAAGCACCUUGCCCUACCCUAGUGGAACUCAUACCCCCAAGCACCUUUCCCUACCCUAGUGGCAUACAUAAAUCUCCUUACCGCAGUCCCACACAAACCUGACUACAGUAUACCUGUUCUAGUGCCGUUGCCACACAACUAUUCUUAUUCCAGUGCCGUAUACAACCAUUCCAUUCCCACCCCAGUCCCACUCAAACCUCCCUUUGCUUAACCCGGUACCACACAAAAAGCCCUUAACCCUUCCUGCCCACCUCAACGUCCAACAGCAAGAUGUUGCGGGUCAACUAGGAGGGCCACGUGAACUUGCAGCCACGGGACAAUCUUAAAGCAGUGACCUACUGUAGAGACAGUGCACUUAUUUACAGGCAGACCCCAGGGUCUGACCUUAGGAGAGCCGCUCUGAACGGUUCAAGGAUUUCUUAAGCACAAUUUACGGGUUUCUGACCAACCAGAAACUAGAGCUGUGAAUGUAAUAGGAAACAGGAAGAGGAACAAUGGCGAGAAGAAAAGGGAGGAGAGCGCUGUUUACAAUAAUGAACUUGUUCAUAUUUUUGUCUGCCAAAAUAGUAUGUGUAUAUAUGGAGUUCUGUUACUUUUUUCCCAACGUGCUUCAUUUUAUUAUUGUAUUCUUGAGAAAUAAGAUUUAUUUUGUAAAGGAAAUGGCUCGUCCAUGAAAAAUAACUAUUUUAUUUGUCUGUGCAGAUGUGAAAUGGAGGUGUCCUUGACACUUUCCCACUGUUCCUUUGUCGAGACCGAGUGACGGAUAGAGACUUUAAACCUCAGUGUGUGGUCCAAAGGGUGGCAGUCGAGUCUCAAGCACAUCUAGCAACUGCUUUGGGAAGGAACCAUGGAGAGAGAAACGCAUUAGGCCUAUGUUUUGGUGUCAUUUCACCAUUCCAUGUGAGAGGGUUGAGUGGGAUGUACAAAGUAAUAAUAGCUUCUCAACCAGUCCUGGUAACAAACUAGCACCCUAUUCAUGAAUACGUUUUCAUGUACGACUGUGCCUCAUUGCUACAAAUCAGUCAACAAAGGGGAUGGAUGGUGAGGAAAGAGACGCUCUUCCUCACAUCCAUCUUAACCUGCUUUUCCCCACUAGUUGCUUCGAGUUUUGUAUUUGUCCCCCUGUUCAUUCUCUCUACAGUGCUGAAACAGUGUUGCUCCUAGUCAACUUUAGCCACCCACCACUACCUCUGGAUCUCACCACCAGUGUUUUAACUGGACCCACACUGGGACAAAAAGUCAUUCAUGAACUUCAGUGUCGUGACAGUUGUAUCUAUAACUGUUGUUAACCAUUUUUACAGAUGGUUGAACUGAAUACCGGUUUUGCUCUUAUCUGUUAAUUCCCAAAACCUUCAGAAUAAAGUAUGUCAAAUCGUU
Molecule: messenger RNA, 5489 nt
Organism: Oncorhynchus gorbuscha (pink salmon)
Lineage: Eukaryota; Metazoa; Chordata; Actinopteri; Salmoniformes; Salmonidae
Product: inactive phospholipase C-like protein 2
Exons: 9
Coding region: 199-3528 (1109 amino acids)
Biological process (GO): lipid metabolic process; intracellular signal transduction
Molecular function (GO): phosphatidylinositol-4,5-bisphosphate phospholipase C activity
Source: RefSeq, a predicted model, not a curated record